Molecule: messenger RNA, 1297 nt
Organism: Drosophila ananassae
Lineage: Eukaryota; Metazoa; Arthropoda; Insecta; Diptera; Drosophilidae
Exons: 2
Coding region: 508-957 (149 amino acids)
Source: RefSeq, a predicted model, not a curated record
UUUCUCAUUCAGAGCCAAGUAACGACGAUUGUGAGGGUUUUUAGUUCAGUUCAUUCCAUUUCGUGGAGCACAUUUUACUCUUCUGGUCGUAUCAUUUUUAUUUUUCACUCUGGCAAAAAAAAAAAUCUAAAAAUCAUAAAAAAAAAAUAUAAAGUAGUUUUUGUUUUUGAAUCUGGUAUUCUUGAAAUCGGGAAAAAAUCGGGUUUAAAUAUAUAUAUUUGAAAAAUCGUAAAUCGAAAACGGCAUCAUCGACCUAGCUAGGGAGUUGUUAAUCAAAAUCAGUAAACGUGUGUGCCGUGUAUCAUUUGUAUCAGAACUCUCUAUCCCGCCAACCGUAUUGCCCAUUUGUGUUUUUUAAUCCAUACAAUUUUGUUUUGUGCGAAAAUCAAGCUAAAAAUUCUGCCGCUGCUGCCUAAGAAGUCUGAAUUCCAAAUUCAAAGCGCUUUUUAGAUUAAUUAUAACCAAACUAAUAAGUGAUAUUAACUGAUAACCAUUAUAAUAAUAAGGAUGCUUCGUCAGAUUCAGAUGCGUGCCAAUUUGCAGGUUCAGCUGCUCAAGAGUACGAUGGGAUUUAACAGUCGCCGAUUCAGCGCCCUCCCGGUUGGUGGCCCCAAACACUUCGAUACCAAGACCCUGUCCUUCAAAGAGGCCACUGGCCACUCGCUGGUCGGCGGACCGCGUCGCUGGAUUGGCGGAGCCUCCAGCUCCUUGGACGAUAUGAACCCGAUGCAGGAGAAGAAGGCCGACAAGGAGAUGGAGGCAACUGGCGAGGAACGACCACGCAGGCCCCUGUACAACCCGCUGAGCCGCCGCCACUCGGUCAGCCAGUCGAGAGUUCAAUACAUUUACGACAAACAUCGCGAACUGGCUCAUGAGGUCGAGUUGCGGAAGCCGAAGGGCAAGCAGUUCGUUACUCGCCACUCGCUGCAUUCUGGGCGACAGGACAAGAUCAACUAGAGAGCGACCGGGAACGAGCCAGGAUGUCGGAGGAUGUGAGACUGAUCCUGAUGCCGGCUACCCCUUUUGAUUACUUAACGGAUCCGUCCCGGAAUACAAUACUAGCCCCCAAAACGGAAAAAAUCGAUAUCAAAAUCAAUAAUUUUUACUUUAGACAAAACUGGCAACCAACAUGCCCGUGAAAAAGAUCCAUUGUUACGUUUCGCAACGCUUUCGUUCAAACUAACAUGCGGAGCAAGACUUUUGUGUUUAAUUAAAUAUCGUUAUAUAUUCUGGUACUUGCAAAAAAUCAUGUCAAAAUUGUAUUUAAAGAAGAUUUAAGAACAUUAUAACAUAAAAA